CCCGGGGCUCGGGCUGCUGCUGCUCCUCCGCUGCCUCCUCCCCUUUCCCUUCUCCUUGGCUGGGAAAGUGGGAGGUGGCGCGCGCGCGCGGGCGUGUGUGUGUGUGUGGGUGCAGGGGGGCAGCAGAGAGGAGUCUCCUCCGUGCCGCCGCGUCGUCAGAGACAGACAGACAGAUACACACGCACACACACAGGCAGCUGGGCUGGGGCGGCAUCGGCUGCAUCUGCUGCUGCUGCUGCUGCCAUCGCACCCCCUCCCCUCCACUGCUGCCGCUGCGGUGCCCGCGAACAAAGAGGAGGAGGCAGCUCCAGACCCGGAGCAGGGGGCCCCCGGACCCCGGCCCCUGCCUCCUCCUGCCCCCCUUGGCCACGGAGGAGCCGCGCAGGAAGGAGAUGAGGAGAGUCUGAACAGGCAUGGAUGUUACAUGCAUCACUUUAAGGGAGGCGAACAACUAUGAAGACUUUUUUUUCAGUAAACUAGAUAAAGAUGGAUGAAUCUGCCUUGUUAGAUCUGUUGGAAUGUCCUGUGUGUUUAGAACGACUUGAUGCUUCUGCAAAGGUCUUGCCUUGCCAACACACAUUUUGCAAACGCUGUUUGCUGGGGAUUGUCGGUUCUCGGAAUGAAUUGAGAUGUCCAGAAUGCAGGACUUUAGUGGGCAGCGGAGUUGAUGAGCUACCCAGUAACAUCCUAUUGGUCAGGCUGUUGGAUGGAAUCAAGCAGAGACCUCGGAAGCCAGGCGCUGGCAGCGGGAUUAACUGCACAAAUGCUCUAAGGGCCCAGGGCAGUGCUGUUGUGAAUUGUAGUUCAAAAGAUCCCCAAGGCUCUCAAGGUGGACAGCAACGAGUGCAAGCCCGGAGCCCACCAGUCCGAGGUGUUCCUCAGUUACCAUGUGCCAAAGCAUUGUACAGCUAUGAGGGAAAAGAGCCAGGAGAUCUGAACUUCACCAAGGGCGACAUCAUCAUUUUGCGUCGACAAGUGGAUGAAAAUUGGUAUCAUGGAGAAGUCAAUGGGAUUCAUGGAUUUUUCCCCACUAACUUUGUGCAGAUUAUUAAACCUUUACCUCAGCCCCCUCCUCAGUGCAAAGCACUUUAUGACUUUGAGGUGAGAGACAAGGAAGCUGACAAAGACUGUCUACCAUUUGCAAAGGAUGAUGUCCUGACGGUGAUUCGGAGAGUGGACGAGAAUUGGGCUGAAGGAAUGUUGUCCGACAAAAUUGGGAUAUUCCCAAUUUCCUACGUUGAGUUUAACUCGGCAGCCAAGCAGCUGAUAGAACUGGACAAGCCGGCGGGUCCAGGCGCUGACUCUGGAGAAGGCCCCUCAGGCACAGGCCACAGCAGUGCCGUAGCCCCAAAGCACAGUGACACCAAGAAGAACACCAAGAAGCGGCACUCCUUCACCUCCCUCACCAUGGCUAACAAGUCUUCCCAGGCUACUCAGAACCGACAUUCCAUGGAGAUCAGUCCUCCUGUCCUCAUCAGCUCCAGCAAUCCGACGGCUGCCGCUCGAAUCAGCGAACUGACGGGCCUCUCCUGCAGUGCCCCUUCUCAGGUUCACAUCAGUACCACUGGGCUAAUUGUGACCCCACCUCCAAGCAGCCCAGUCACAACGGGACCCUCGUUCACCUUUCCAUCAGACGUUUCCUACCAAGCUGCCCUUGGAAAUAUAAAUCCUCCUCUGCCCCCACCCCCUCUGCUGGCUGCCACUGUCAUCGCCUCAACAUCUUCAGCUGCUGCGGCUUCCGGAGUCGGACAGAGACCUGCGGGAUCUGUUGAACAAAUUGCACAUUUACGGCCCCAGACUCGACCCAGUGUGUAUGUGGCUAUUUAUCCAUAUACACCCCGGAAAGAAGACGAGUUGGAGCUGAGAAAAGGGGAGAUGUUUCUAGUGUUUGAGCGAUGUCAGGAUGGCUGGUUUAAAGGGACUUCUAUGCACACAAGCAAAAUCGGAGUUUUCCCUGGAAACUACGUGGCACCAGUCACAAGAUCUGUGACAAGUGCUUCCCAAGCUAAAGUCUCCAUGUCUACAGCCGGCCAGACGGGCCGAGUGGUGACCAUGGUCAGUCCCUCCACUGCAACGGGGCCUUCGCAGAAACUGCAGGGGAAUGGCAUAGCAGGGAGCCCCAACGCGGUGCCCACCGUGGUGGUGUCAGCAGCCCACAUCCAGACAAGUCCGCAGGCCAAGGUUCUGAUGCCCAUGACCGGCCAGAUGACAGUAAAUCAAGCCCGCAAUGCUGUCCGUACAGUUGCCGUUCACAACCAGGAACGCCCCACAGCUGCCGUGACGCCCAUCCAGGUGCAGAACUCAGCCUGCCUCGGCCCUGCGGCCAUGAUCCUACCCCAUCAGCAACCUCAGCCUCCAGUUCCCAACUCUGCUGCCUACGUCACUGCUGCCGUCAACCUCGGCCGGCCAUCAGUGCCACUGGCCUGUGCAGCCACUGCUUCCUUGAACUCCCCCAGCAUCCCUGCCACCUCUCUGGAGACAGAACUGAGUGGCUGGGCAGGGACGGCCCUCCCUGGACCCCCUACUUCUCCCGAGAACGCAUUAUCUGCUGGUGGAAGUGGCCUUGUCACCAAAUCAGACAAAGAUAGCAAGAAGGAGAGGAAAGGUCUACUGAAGUUGCUUUCCGGUGCCUCCACCAAACGGAAACCUCGAGUUUCUCCUCCAGCCUCCCCAACUUUGGAAGUGGACCAGGGCCCAGGGGAGCUGGCCCUGCAAGGGGCCGUGGGGCCCGAAGUCCCCCCAGGAGGGAGUCACGGCAGGGCUGGGUCCUGUCCUGUGGAUGGGGACAGCCCGACGUCGGCUGUCUUGGCUCAGGAGGCACUUCACAGGAAGACGAGCUCCCUGGAUGCCGUCGUUCCCAUCGCUCCACCCCCGAGGCAGCCCUGCUCUUCCUUGGGUUCUGUCCUGAAUGAGUCGAGGCCCGUUGUCUGUGAAAGGCACCGAGUGGUGGUUUCUUAUCCUCCUCAGAGCGAGGCCGAGCUGGAACUCAAGGAAGGAGACAUCGUCUUUGUUCACAAGAAGAGAGAGGACGGCUGGUUUAAGGGCACGCUACAGCGCAAUGGGAAGACUGGCCUUUUCCCGGGGAGCUUUGUGGAAAACAUCUGAGAAGAUGUAGUUUUAUUUAGAAAGCUUCAAAUCCCAUGACCCGAUGCAAGAGCACAAUGGAUCUUAGUAGAAGAUUCGAGCACAGUCACCCAUUUUCAGAUGAUCAAGGAUAGAAACAGAUCUAUGGAUCUGCAGUAUCCCACAGCAAGCAUGAUUGCAGCAUCAGCCAGAGACGAUUGCGGCUUUGUCUGUGGCCUUCUCCCUUUGGAUUCUGAUGUGUGAUAUGUGCCUUGUACUGUCUGAUUUCUUCUACAAAACAAACCUUUUUUUUUUUUAAAAUCUGUAACAAAAAUGGACGAUUGUUUACAAGGCUGUAACUAAUUUAUUUGCUUUUUUAAACUUGAAUUCUUCUUGUUAUAGAUAAAUUCUUGGGAUUCUGAUUUUAAUAGAUUAUUAAUUUAUGAAAUGAUAGCUAAGGAGAAGCUGGAUUCUCUCCUAAUGAGCAAGUGAUUCUUUUCGACAGAGAGUUCAUUUCCCUUCUUAGGUUUUUUUCCUCCUUUUAAACUGUGUGUGGCAGAUUGUAACUUGUCUUUUUGAAGAGGGGUCCAUGCUGUCAAGUUGUGAUGACGAUAGCGUAUUAGUGAAUUGAUUAAGUCUCAACAGGUAAAAUACUGUAUUUUGUGCUCUAAGACAGAAGUCAUGGUUCUCUCCUUUGGCUCUCCCCUUUCUCAAACGACAAUCGCAUCCCAAAUGAUGUAAGAUUCCUGGAGGACUGCAGACUUACAAACUAAUCCUCACCAACAAGGGCGUGGAGAGAAGGGAGAGAACCCAAGAGAGGAGCAGAAAAAGACUCCUCCUCAAUCUCAUGUGUGCCAGAAAUUCUGCCAUGCGAGUUUUCAGUCUAAUUCUGUGGGUGGGGUAUGUUCACAGAAUGGAGUCAAAAUCAGGGAAAUAUGAAGGAGGCUUAAGCACAACACUCAAACAAACAAGCAAAACGUUAUCAAAGCACAUUUGUAGAGUCAUAGAAUGCUAAGAGCAGGCCGGGACCAUAGCACUCAUCUCAUGAAACCCUUUCCCCCUCCACAUUAACAGAUAAAGAAACUGAGGGAGAGGAGUGACUUUUUUUAAGGUCCCAAAGUCAGUUAGUGGCACAGGUAGGAGCAGAACUAUGUCCUGACUCCCAAUCCAAGGGGAUAUUGAAUGAAUGAACAAAUGAAUUGAAUGACCUUUAUUAAAUGCCAGAGCCUAUGAUAAGCCCUGGGAACACAAAUACAAAAUGCGCCUACUUGGUUUUAUAAGAAGAGCAGCAGCUCAGUCCCUUGGGUUGGAAAUUAAGUAAAAUUAAAACCCUACUUGCUGUCUGAGAAUGACUGUGUGAAAUGUAACUUGUCCUUUUCCCCCUCAGUGAUCUGCAUGACCAGAAGACAUUAAAAAUAUGGUUGAGCAGUAGUGGUUGGUGGUUCACUUGUGUUAAAAAAAAAAAAAAUUUUUUUAAAGGCUGUUAGACACUGUGAAAAGUUGACUAAGUUUUAACCAUGGAAACUUUAAUCCAUUGGGAUUUCCUCCCUCCCCCCACUGUCUUGCAUGUAUUACUGAAUUCCCACAGUAAUAUAAAUGGUGCAUGGUGUGUGUAUUUCAUUGUCAUUUCCUGUGGUGGCUAGUUUGCACUCAGAAUGGUCCUCUAUAGGGACUGUAAUAUAAACAGUAUUCUUCUCUCUGCCCCAAAGUCACUGCUGACCAUAUCUCUGAGUGAAUUCUGCUGCAAGGCGAGGUGCCCAUUAUCCAUGAACCUGCAUCAUCAGUGAGAAUGCACCUUUACCAUCUUGUCCAUCUGGCUGAUGUGACACAUGGGCUCAAUGAUACCCGUUGUGUUGUGUAAGAGCCCGGACAGGCUAGGCAUUAGCAAAUGAGCCCACAUCUUAUUAUGAUCCUGGCAAGGAUCUGGCUAGCCAUCUCUUUUUUUCUCUUUCCCUUUGAUAUCAAUGGUCUUCUCUGUUGCUCUCAUUUUGAUACUUGCCAUAGAGCACAAAGGAUUGAGAUAGGCCCAAAAACAUAGAGGGGGGCAGGGGGGGGUAAUCUCAUACUUUUGAAUGACAUCAUCACCAUGGUUUUCUAAUGGAAAAUGCCUUUUAAUUUAAUUUUUUUUUUUUUUACUCUUAAGAAUUUCAUCUGGGAAGAUAAGGAGACAUAAUCUUUAAAAAAGGCUUCUUGAGGCGUCAAGAAGCGUGAUGGUCUUAAAAAUCUAGAGUGAGAGUUGAGAAUGAAACCAUUCCUAAAUUCAUCAUUUUUAAUGAAACACUGUAUAUUCUGUUCCUGUGUUUUAAAUAUUUUAAAAAUAGUUUACUUGGAUAUUCAUGUAAUAUAUAAAGGUUUUGUGAAAUGAACUUUAGCUAGGAAAAAGCUGUCGUCAGCUUUCAUAAACAUAUAAGUUGACACCAAUGUGUCAUAAUAUUUUUUAUUUGGGGAAAUUAGCACAUUUUCUAAAAUAAGAUUUUUAAAAAGGCAAAAAGACUACUACAGGUUCAAAUUCCUUUUUCUACCUGUCUGUUUUCUCCAUAUCUUAAGCUAUGUGACUAAGGUACCUCUGUGAAUAGUUUUCAUGGUGUUAAAGUCAGCUAAGAUUCCAUCUGUUAAUAGUUCUGUUAGAUAAUGUAUUGUAUGGCUUUUCUAUCAACUUUUUUGAAGACAGUAGAGUGAAGUUUUGAAACGAGAGUUUGUUACACAACAGUGCAGCAAUGAUACAAUGACAAUUUUUCCGACCUUUCCAUGUGAACGAUUU
Messenger RNA from Dromiciops gliroides (monito del monte), 5824 nucleotides. RefSeq names its product SH3 domain containing ring finger 1 (gene SH3RF1). Lineage: Eukaryota; Metazoa; Chordata; Mammalia; Microbiotheria; Microbiotheriidae. Gene Ontology annotation, molecular function: protein binding. The record is from RefSeq and is a predicted model, not a curated record. The transcript is spliced from 12 exons. Bases 487 to 3105 code for a protein of 872 amino acids.